Homarus americanus (American lobster) is the source of this 1769-nucleotide messenger RNA. RefSeq lists its product as uncharacterized. Gene Ontology annotation, cellular component: neuronal cell body; dendrite; axon. The record is from RefSeq and is a predicted model, not a curated record. The transcript has 4 exons. Lineage: Eukaryota; Metazoa; Arthropoda; Malacostraca; Decapoda; Nephropidae. Gene Ontology annotation, biological process: sensory perception of taste. Bases 213 to 1457 code for a protein of 414 amino acids.
UCGUCCACAGGUAACAUCUCCCCUCCCCUCCUACCAAAACAUCUCUUAAUUAGCCCAAAUGGACUGUCAGGUAACCCACAACACCCCAACGAGAUAAUUUGUGCAUUUGGUGGAUCUGAGGCGAGGAGUUGAAACCAUGUUGCCCCAUUCACCAGGAGCUGUUGUCGUUGUCUGCUAAUUAAUUACACCAUCGUGAGGUUACCUGUGUGAUAAUGUCGGCAGGUAAGAGGAGGUUAGAUACGAUGAUACCACUGGGACCGCCUGAAGUCGUGGCCACCCUCCCGCCUCUACAGUUGGAUUUAGAAGAUUAUGCCUCACCAGCCUUCCCGACGCCCUUCAUUCACAUCGUCAGGUGGAGUAAAAUCUGGGGUUGUCUGCCCGUCUCCUACAGCUACUCCGCCCGGUCCUGGAGGCUCUCACCUUUCCUCACCUGCUGGGUCAUCUGCGCCAUAGGGUUUAACGUCCCUACCUUCUAUGACUGCAUCAAGUCCUCCCUGGGUACGGACGGGCUCAUGCUGUACGUGAUGAUCAUGAUCGUGUGCGUGAUGAGUAUCUCUGGGGUGUCCAUGCACGUCUUGGCUCUACUUCACUAUGACGAGUGGAUCGACUUCCUCAAUAACUGGAUGACGUUCGAGCGCAAGUUUCCUCCGUUGACUGUUGGUGUCCAUUCCUUCAGGGUUUCCUUCCCACUCUUUAUCGGCUUCUUCCUCUACAUCACCUUCUUCGUGGUCAACAUCUUAAAUGAACUUCGUUUUAACCUGAUCAACAACGACGGUGUGUGGAGGAUGUUGUCUCUGGUCUACGUCUACGUCAUCUACAGCUUCACCCUCUCCAUGCCCAUACUGUGGGUGGUGAUGGCCUCCAAGGUGUUCUCAGUGUGUCUCUGUCACAUCAGGAGGGAAUUAGAAUCUAUAAUGGAAUGCGUCAGGUUCGGGAUCCGGUGCACUAACUCUCCUAUACAGAAGUGCAUCGCUACUGGGGACAUGAACCGCAUGCAGGAGGCGGUGCUGGACCUGGCGAAGAUCAUCGAGGGGUUCAAGGCCAUCAUGGGACCCUUCAUGCUGGUGAUCAUUCCUCACCACAUCGUCUCCCUCAUCUGCUUCCUCUACUGGACCCUCGUGUCUAUCCUCGACUACUCUGACUGGUACUUCCCUCUCAGCUUCAGUCUACUGUCUGCCCAGGCCAUUAUGCCCAUCUUCUGUGGCGCCAUCUAUAGUGAAGACGUCCACACUCAGAAAGAGGCCCUCAUCGAACCACUCAUCAUACUGAAAGGCUCCAUGACAGACGAGGCAGCUAAACAUAAGAUGACCACACUAAUUGAUCACCUUGACAGACUCGACGCCCAAAUUGAGGGUCGAGGCUUCUUCACUCUUAACAAGGGCAUGGCCACCACGGUGGUAAAUACUGUAGUCACCUAUUUAGUGGUGCUGAUACAGUUUUACGGUGGAGGGCGCUGAUUACUGCCACUCUUCUUCUUCUCCUCCUUCUUCUCCUCCUCCUUCUUCCUUUUUCCUUCUUCUCCUUCCUUUUCCUUCUUCUAUCUUUUUCUCCUACCUCCUCCUACGCCUUCCUCUUUGGUCUAUCAGUACAGUGACCAACAACCCCAGCACUGCACUCGGCCACCUUACCUCACCCAACUGAACUGAAGUUGUCGCGGGCGAGAACCAAGGAACCAUAAUCCAAGAGCCGAGCCCUGUGUACACCCGGCCUCCACAUCCAAUAUAUACAUAAUCUCAAUCAAGAAUACAUAAAUACAAAAUAACUAUGUA